AUGCGGGUGCCUCUGAAAGAGGAAAAGGAGAUGGAGGCCUUGCUUUCACAUCAGCAGGGCCACAACCAAGGAAGCUCUCUUCUCAUUCUGAGUUCAGGGUGGCAUACUUUCGGACAUCUGCUGUUUGUUUACUCCCUACCUCAAGGAGCCUUUAUUUCUGUUUUACAUGAAAUCAAGACAACUGAGUCUGGGGAUUGGUAUCCAGGGUUAAGGGCUUUAAGCAGCUGCUUCGAAGAGGGCAGUACUGUGGUCAGCCUUAGAGUCUCCCUGCGCCUGCCUUUCGGAAGUGCGCUGCCUGCGCCUACCAUAGAGGACCAGCCUCAUUGCCCCUGGGCUUGGGCCACACUCCCUGGUGUGGGACAGCAUUCAUCAGACUACGGUUCUAGGCCACUGAUCACCGUGCUCCCAGGAUCUGUCCGUGGGGGCCACUGCACGUGUGCGAGCGGCCCUCACGUCACUCUCCAGGGCCCUAGGGCAGGGCAGCAAGGCGCUCUGACACGGGGGUUGGCCAGAGAGCGGCAGCAGCGUCUCGGAAUGAUCCUGAAGAGGAACACCUGUGAGCCCAGGAGCCCAGGCAGGUGCUGCCCAUCGGCAGGAGAGAAUAAAGGGUGCGGCCGGGCCCACCUUCCUCGCACGCGCGGUGGUUGCGGGGAGGGACGACGCGCCAGGUCCCGGUGCGUGGGGGCCAUGGGCGCGCCGGUCGGGGCUGGUUUGCUGCUGUUGGUCGUCGUCGGCCUGCCCCAAAGCCUAGGACUGAGGUGUGGAGCUCGUGCAGUUGAUUUGGAAAGCAAGGAACCUGCGGCGGAAUCUGGGUUCUUCUCCAGAAUUAUUAGCUGGAGAAAUUCAACAGUGGGUGGCCAUCCAUGGCAGGUCUCCCUAAAGUUAGGUGAGCACCACUUCUGUGGAGGAAGCUUGAUUCAAGAUGAUCAGGUGGUCACAGCAGCACACUGCCUGGCUAGCCUCAAUGAGAAGCAACGUAAGAGUCUAACUGUGACUUCUGGAGAAUACAGCCUCCUUCAGAAGGAUAAGCAAGAACAGAAUAUUCCUGUCUCAAAAAUUAUUAUCCAUCCUGAAUACAACAGGCUUGGAUAUAUGAGUGCUGAUAUUGCACUGCUGUAUCUGAAACACAAAGUGAAGUUUGGAACUGCUGUUAAACCAAUCUGUCUUCCCAACAGAGAUGAUACACUUAAAGCAGGGAUUCUUUGUAUGGCCAGUGGAUGGGGCAAGAUUUCAGAGACGUCAGAGUAUUCAAAUGUCCUACAAGAAGUGGAACUUCCCGUCAUGGAUGACAGAACGUGUAAUACUGUGCUCAGGAGUAUGAACCUCCCUCCACUGGAAAGGACCAUGAUGUGUGCUGGUUUUCCUGGUGGGGGAAUGGCUGCCUGCCAGCAGGACUCUGGAGGACCACUGGUGUGUAGAAGAGGUGGUGGAAUCUGGACCCUUGCUGGGAUAGCUUCCUGGGUAGCUGAUUAUGCUAGAGGUUCAGCUCCUCUAAGAAAUCACCACAGGAAAGCAUCACUUGGCAUUUUCUCCAAGGUGUUCGAGUUGAUGGAUUUUAUCACUCAAAACAUCACAGAUUUGGAUCAAGGCAAACCCUUCUCAAGAAUGAGUCGGAGUGUGACGAAGGGCCUGAGUUCUGUCCGAGGUGUGCGUGGGAGCCGGAGAGGAAAGGGUAUGUGUGACAUAGAAAAUCAAGUUGGGUGUGAUCACGACUUUGUAUCUUUACAAUCAAGCAAUGGAGUGCUAAUUAGUAAGGUCUGUGGAGAUCCGCUGCCCUCACCAUUGCUGACAGAGACCACUAAGGCCACAGGUACAUUUGUUUCUGAUACAGAAAACGGGGGCAUUGGAUUUGAGCUUACUUUUACUGCUGUACAGAAUUCAGAAGCAGGUUCGGGUUAUUGGAGUGUGGCUGUAUUGGCAGAAGAAGGGACAAUUCACUCUGCCAAUUGUCCUGACUCGUAUCCCAACAAUGUACAGUGUCAUCGGUUCAUGCAUGCUCCAAAGAAACACAUUAUAAAGUUGACAUUUGAGGACUUUACUGUUGAAUUUAAUCCAAACCCUGUUUAUGAUGCUAUUGUGAUUUAUGGUGAUUUCAAAGAAGAAGACGAGUUAGCUAAACUUUGUGGAAUCUUGAACAUCACUCCACUAUUCAGUCCUAGUAACAUGAUGGUGAUACAUUUUAAAAAUGAUGGUGAAAAUAAUAGAGGCUUCAAAGCUAGAAUCACCUUUUUGCCCUCAGACACUUCAAAUAAAAUUGAACCAACAUCACCUCCCAAAACCAAUCCUGUAUCUGCUGCAAAAGCAAUUCCAUAUGGUGUUUGUGGCAUUCCUCCAUUUAGUCCCCAGUGGCUUUUCAGAAGAAUUGCAGGAGGGGAAGAAGCCUGCCCCCACUGUUGGCCAUGGCAGGUGGGUCUAAGGUUUCUAGGAGAUCACCAGUGCGGAGGUGCCAUCGUCAGGCCGACUUGGAUUCUGACUGCAGCCCACUGUGUGCAAUUGAAAAAUAAUCCACUCUUUUGGACUAUUAUUGCUGGGGACCAUGAUAGAACCCUGAAGGAAUCAACUGAGCAAGUGAGAAGGGCCAAACGCAUAGUGGUGCAUGAAGACUUUAAUAUUCUAAACUAUGACUCUGACAUUGCCCUCAUACAGCUGAACUCUCCUUUGGAGUACAACUCAGUGGUGAGGCCGGUGUGUCUCCCACAGGGCCCAGAGCCUUUGUUUUCCUUGGAGAUCUGUGUUGUGACCGGAUGGGGAAGCAUCAGUAAAGAUGGUGGCCUAGCACAUCGCUUACAGCAAAUUCAAGUGUCUGUGUUAGAAAGAGAGGUCUGUGAACACACUUACUAUUCUGAGCACCCCGGAGGGAUCACAGAGAAGAUGAUGUGUGCUGGCUUUGCUGCAUCUGAAGGGAAAGAUUUCUGCCAGGGGGACUCCGGUGGUCCAUUGGUAUGUAGACAUGAGAAUGGUCCCUUUGUCCUGUAUGGCAUUGUCAGCUGGGGAGCUGGCUGUGUCCGGCCAUGGAAGCCAGGUGUAUUUGCCAGGGUGAGGGUCUUCUUGGACUGGAUCCAAUCCAAAAUCAAAGGUCCUGCUUCACUUCAGACAAAAAAUAAAAGCAAAAGCUUAGAACAAUUGCCAUCACUCACACCUUCAACAGACAGUGUAUCUGGGCCAGGCUGUUGCUCUGAAGUGGAGCUAGAAGAGCCCAGAGGCUUUUUUUCAACUCUAAGAUAUCACCUGGAUUACAGAGGAAAACUGGAAUGUUCUUGGGUGCUCAGAGUUUCACGAAGCAGGAUGGCAAAAUUUACCAUUGAGUAUCUGUCAUUUCCCGGGUCUCGGGUGUGUGGAACCUCAGUUCUGACCAAUUAUGAAGAAAGCCACAGUGGGAGAAGGAUGACAGGUAAAUUAUGUGGGAGAAGGGUUUACUUGAUGAUUUUCAUGAGCUCUGGACCACUGAUGAGGGUGACAUUUUAUUUCCUUGUACAAGGUGCUUUUGGCAUAAGCUAUAUUGUCUUCAAAGUCCAAGGUCCAAAGGACAGUAAAAUAACCAGACCUUCCCAGAAUUCAAACCAAGAGCAUGUGGUCACUUUUGAGGAUGCUCUUCUGACCAAGCCAGCCAGAGUCAUACAGAUCCCAAGAUAUUCUCAUGGAGCCACUGUAAAUUACCAAUGGGGGUUAGUAGCCCCUUUAAAUCACAUCAUUUGCCUUUAUGUUAUCAACUUCCAGAUGAAGCUGAGAACCUUAGCCUGUCAUAGUCACCAGUGGGUUUGUGAAGGAUUUGGACCAGGCAAAAAUAGGUUACUAAUUUUCCAUGGAGAACUAAGCUAUUGA
Propithecus coquereli (Coquerel's sifaka) is the source of this 3822-nucleotide messenger RNA. It is a transcript of the gene OVCH1, whose product is annotated as ovochymase 1. Gene Ontology annotation, molecular function: serine-type endopeptidase activity. The record is from RefSeq and is a predicted model, not a curated record. Lineage: Eukaryota; Metazoa; Chordata; Mammalia; Primates; Indriidae. Gene Ontology annotation, biological process: proteolysis.